AUGGCGCCCAAGAAGCCUACGACCACGGCAGAAGUGGCUCUAGUUCCUCUCAAGAACUGUCUGGUCAACCUGCCUCCUUCUCUGGUCUCUCUACUGGUCAAUGCGAACACACCUGCCCAGAAUGCCAUCAUCGAAUUGCAAUACAAGUCGAACUCCGCAAAGGCCAAUGGUGCGGCGCUGCAGAAAUCAUGUUACCUGGGGUGGACAGGUAUGCCGAGCAAGCGCAAGCUUGCCCCGGUCGUGAGCCGAGAUGGCAUCAAUACCGGCUACGCCCGAGAACAGGAAGUCUCGACCGUGGAGCUAGACACGACCUUCGGCCGACUGCUUGGCCUAGCGGAAGGACAGAAGGUCGGCUUGCUUGUACAUCUCGACCCGCCCAUUGCGCAUACGAUCAAUAUCGAGCCAUUGACCCCAGAAGAUUGGGAGAUCAUUGAGCUUCAUGCUACUUUCUUAGAGCUUAACCUGCUAUCUCAAAUUCGUGCCCUUCCGAAUCCCUCCUACACUACGGCAGAAGCGGAGCAUAUGCACCCAUUGGCCUUGCACCUGUCGCCCACAUCUACCGCAAAUAUAGUCGUUACCUCCCUUACCCCUGCGCCCUCAGAAACCUCGCCAUUCGCCAAGAUCGCACCUGAUGCCGAAGUGAUCGUCGCCCCCAAAGUCCGAUCCAAGACUGGAAAGUCAGGCCGGGGAGACAGCCGGAGUAAUGCGGGAAGUAGCAGAAGGAGUGCAGGGGGAAGGAGCACAGGAAGCACUGUGCGUCCCAAGAGCAGCCGAUCAGACUCUCGAGGGUCUCUGUAUCUGCGAGGUGUUGACCGCGCGGUAGCAGACGAGCUGUUUGACCGUGAAAUGGAUGAGGAAGAGAACGAGGGGCUCCGCGUUUGGGUCGAUCCCGAGCUUUUGAAAUCGAGCCAGCUUCGAGGCUCCAGUUGGGCCAGUGUUUCACUGGUUCAGCCUUCUGGUCUGAAGCCGCCGGUCGACCCGCAGCAGCAGUUGGCCCAGCAGGAGCAGAAGUCUAGCGAAGCUGGUAGCCCCACUACCAAGGUAGUAGCGAAACUUUUACCCUGGGAGGAAGCUCCGGACAGCAAACAUGUGGCUAUCUCUAGUGUGCUCUGCUCGGCCCUGGGUGCGGAGAACAUGGUUGGAGGUAUUGUGCGGGUGGAGGCUGCACCACCUCAAUUGCAUCGGUCGGCGGUCAAAACGCUCAAGGUGUACCCGUUCACAGCCGAUACAUCCAAGAAAAAGGAUGGUCUCAAAUUCGGAUCUGAUACUGCGGCUUCGAGGGACGCACUCGCUGAGCGUCUCAAGGUUAUCUAUGGCAGUACCGGGUCUGACGUUGGGCUUUUCUCUGGCCCGUUAACGGACGGCAUGAUUCUACCCCGAGUUGAGAACCAUCCGUCCGUUUCUUCGUUUGACGGGGCCAUUGUUAGAUUUGAUCCGCCCCUCAAAGCAAACUCCGAAGAUUCCAAGUUGUUGUUUGGGUGGCUCUUGGGCUCUGAGGCUAUACUCAACGUUGAAGUGAAAGCUGAGAUACCCAAACCUUCUGACGCCGGCUCAUCUGCUUUGCCGACUGAUGACCCGAUCCCCGAGACUGCUCCACAGCUCGUUGGAAUUGACUCUAUCAUCUCCCAGUCGCUUUCAGCCUUGACGAAAUCCUCAUCUAUUCUACUGACUGGGGGCCUUGGUGCGGGAAAGACUGCUCUCACUCACCUCCUAGCCCAUAAGCUGAGGAAAGAUCACCUAUUCAACGUCAAGUACUUUUCCUGUCGCAAACUCGUAACCGAUGAAACACGGAUCUCGAACAUUAAGGAGGUCUUGAACCGGUUGUUCAUGUCCGCAUCGUGGUGUGCUCGUUUGGGUGGCCAAGCUGUUGUUAUUCUCGACGAUCUCGAUAAGCUUUGCCCGGUGGAGACCGAAUUGCAGGUUGGAGGCGACAAUGGCCGCAGUCGGCAAAAUAGCGAGGUCAUUUGCUCCAUGGUACGAGAGUACUGCUCAAUGAACUCAUCUGUUGUUCUUCUAGCCACAGCUCAGGCCAAAGAGUCGCUGAACAAUGUCAUCAUUGGAGGUCACGUUGUCCGUGAGAUUCUGAAUAUGCGCGCGCCUGACAAGGAUGGCCGCCGCAAGGUCUUGGAAAAACUUACGAGCCAGGACCGAGCCACUUCUGAGUUCAAUGGCCAUGCCCGCGCAACCAGUACCUCGACUCAUUCGACUCAAGAUUCAUGGUUGGACCCAUCAAACCUGGGGAGCCGGCCAAGUUCCUCGGGGGGCGAUGGAUUUGUUCUCAGUAGGGACGUGGAUUUCUUAGAACUCGCCGGUAAAACCGAUGGAUACAUGCCCGGUGACCUUGUGCUGCUUGUUGCGCGCGCGCGCAAUGAGGCUCUUAUUCGCUCUGUCCAAGACCUAGCGACCGAAUCCAAGAUGAUAUCUCUCGGAACAGAAGAUUUCGACAGUGCUCUCAAAGGAUUCACACCAGCCUCCCUCCGGAACGUCACGCUUACCUCUUCUACGACCACUUUCUCCUCUAUCGGUGGUCUAUUUGAGACACGGCAGACCUUGAUGGAGACACUCCAAUAUCCAACCAAGUAUGCCCCAAUCUUUGCACAGUGUCCGCUGCGACUUCGAUCUGGUCUGCUUCUCUAUGGAUAUCCCGGUUGCGGUAAGACAAUGCUUGCCAGUGCAGUCGCCGGCGAGUGCGGUCUGAACUUCAUCAGUGUCAAGGGACCCGAGAUCCUGAACAAGUACAUCGGUGCUAGUGAAAAGAGUGUCCGUGAUCUGUUUGAAAGAGCACAGGCUGCGCGGCCCUGUAUUCUCUUCUUCGAUGAAUUCGACAGUAUCGCCCCGAAGCGUGGCCAUGAUUCCACCGGUGUUACCGACCGGGUGGUGAACCAGCUGCUUACGCAGAUGGACGGUGCGGAAGGCCUGUCAGGCGUAUACGUUUUGGCCGCAACCUCGCGACCAGAUUUGAUCGACCCUGCUCUGCUGCGUCCAGGUCGUCUGGACAAAUCAUUGCUCUGUGACAUGCCGUCGCGCGCUGAUCGGGCUGAUAUCAUCAAAGCAGUCAGUGAAAAGCUAAAGAUUAGCGAAGAGGUUGCAUCUCGCGUCGACGAAAUUGCCGCUCGUACCGAGGGACUGUCAGGCGCAGAUAUCCAGGCAGUUGUCUACAACGCCCAUCUUGAAGCCGUGCACGACGCUCUCGGAGAUCGGACGGCCGAAUCGACUAAGCCUGGUGCUCAGGCGGGCGCUUCGAAGACAUCUCCAAGCGCCUCGAGUAAAUCAUUCAUCCAAUUCCUCUACUCCUCGUCAGAGGAAGCUUCGGGCUCGGUCUCCAUGCCCCCUCCAGCGGUCGUUGCUGCGAAGUUGGAGCAGAUCAAGAACUCGCGUCGCCGCCAGCGGCAGCUGGACCAUGGUGCCUCCGGUGCAGGAACCUCUGCCUCGACCAACGCUACGAACGGCACAGAGGCCUCCGCUGAUGAGCUUCGUGAUGACAUUAUAGUCCGCUGGGAACACAUCGAGCGUGCGAUUAACACUACCCGUCCCUCGCUGAGCUCUACGGAACGUAGACGCUUCCAACGGAUCUACCAGGAGUUCGUUGCUGGUCGUAAUGGCGAGAUGCCGAAUGGCGAAGCAGUGAACGAGAUUGGGGGUCGCACUAGCUUGAUGUAA
This is a messenger RNA of Penicillium chermesinum, 3660 nucleotides long. RefSeq names its product AAA family ATPase peroxin 1 (gene pex1). Gene Ontology annotation, biological process: protein import into peroxisome matrix. Gene Ontology annotation, molecular function: ATP binding; ATP hydrolysis activity. Bases 1 to 3660 code for a protein of 1219 amino acids. Gene Ontology annotation, cellular component: cytosol; peroxisomal membrane; peroxisome. The record is from RefSeq and is a predicted model, not a curated record. NCBI's taxonomy places the organism in Eukaryota, Fungi, Ascomycota, Eurotiomycetes, Eurotiales, Aspergillaceae. The transcript is spliced from 4 exons.